GAACCCGUAGGCAAGGCGGAGACGACCCUGUACGCCCGCCGAAAGUGCAACGGCGUCAGCCCGUCCUCGCCAGCCGCCUUGUCAGCGUCAUCGCAGCACAUCGUCGUCGUCGAAGACGAGCUCGUUGACCGCAACUGUGACAAAUGCCGCGAGUGCUGCGCAAACUACCGCACGUGGCUCAAAGUACAGAACGUCAUGCACGUGAUUGUUCAUGACGCCAUCUUCGACCUGUUCAUCAUGCUGUGCAUCAUCCUGAACACCAUCUUCCUCGCCAUUGAACACCACGGCAUGUCGGUGGAGCUGAACAAAGUGCUGGAGGUCGGCAACAGGGUGUUCACCGCGGUGUUCACGCUGGAGUGCAUCAUGAAGAUCAUGGCGCUGAGCAAGGAGUUCUUCGUGAACAGGUGGAACGUGUUCGACUUGGUGAUCGUUCUGGCCUCGCUGCUCGACCUCGGCCUCGAGAUCGGCUCCGGCCUCUCCGUCCUCAGGGGCAUGAGACUGCUGAGGGUGCUGAAACUGGCGCAGUCGUGGCGGACGAUGCGCGUGCUGCUGAGCAUCAUCGUGUCCACGCUGGGCGCCCUUGGGAACCUCACCUUCGUCCUCAUCAUCAUCAUCUACAUCUUCGCCGUCAUCGGGAUGCAGCUCUUCGGCAAGAACUACAACACUGAUAACUUUCCUGACGAAGUGCCGAGGUGGAACUUCAAGGACUUCUUCCACUCGUUCAUGAUGAUCUUCCGCAUCCUGUGUGGAGAGUGGGUGGAGCCGCUGUGGGACUGCAUGCGCGCCGAGAAGAGAGAGGGCUCGGAGACGUGCCUCGCCAUCUUCCUGCCGGCGCUGGUGAUGGGCAACUUCAUGGUCCUGAAUCUCUUCCUCGCUCUCCUGCUCAACUCGUUCAACUCGGAGGAGCUCAAGUCCCGCCAGGACGACAUGGAGGAUGAGUCCCGCGUCCUGCAGCUGUUCAUCCGGAUUCGGGUGAUUGUGGAGAGUCUUUUUCGGCGCAACAAGAAGGACCCAUCCGACAAGGAAGGGGCUGACGAAGGCGACGAAGACGGAAGGGGAGGAUUCGAAGACGACGACGAGGAGAAGAAGAAGAUCAGGCUGGACGAGGACGAGGAGGGCAAGCACCCGCUGACCCAGGGCGAUGACGCAAUCCCGGACAGGGGCGUGGUCAAGCAGGCCAUCAGCGAGCCCGAGAUCAGGACGCGGUGUGACGAGGAGCUGACCUCGAACGACCCUCACCUCAUGGGCUACAAGAGAAUGACGGUUGCAGGUGAGGAGGACCGGACUGAGAUCAUCGAACUCCUCGACUUCCGCUCAGACCAGCCGCAGUUCGCGCGCUGCGGCGGCCGCGCGGCCCAGCGCCGCAACCACGAAAACGACCUCCGCGACUUCUCCUCGCGAGACGCCUCCCAGGAACGCCGAUACGACGACCACCGCUCGGAAGACCGCCGCCAGGAGGAACGCAGGUCCGAGGAACGGCGCCCCGAGGACCGCAGGGGCGAGGAUCGGCGGUCCGAAGAGCGGCGGGCCGACGAGCGCCGCCUCGAAGAUCGCCGAGCCGAGGAUCGGAGAGGGGAUGAGCGUCGCCUGGAUGAGCGGCGGUCCUUGGAGCGUCGCGGCGAUGACCGACGGCCCGACGAUCGCCGGCUCGAAGAUCGACGAACCGAUGACCGCCGCCAUGACGAUCGGCGAACGGACGAUCGGCGAACGGACGAUCGGCGAACGGACGAUCGGCGAACGGACGAUCGCCGGCAUGAAGAGCGCCGAACUGACGAACGUCGCCUUGAGGAUCGGCGGACCGACGAUCGACGGUCUGAGGAACGUCGCGUGGAUGAGCGCCGCCUCGAGAACCGGCAUUCCGAAGAGCGGCGCUCCGAGGAACGGCGUCCCGAUGCGCUCCGGCUCGACGACCGACGGCCCGACGAGCGCCGCUUCGAGAACAGGCGCUUCGACGACCGGCGUUUCGACGACCGCCGCGCCGACGACCGCCGCGCCGACGACCGCCGCCCGGACGAGCACCGCUUCGACGACCGCCGCUUCCCCGAGCAGCACUUCGACAACCGGCGGACGGAGCAGCGGCGCUCCGAGGAGUACUCGAGCGACUUCCGGCCGCCGUACCGCCAGAGGGAGUACCUGCAGCGGUACCGGUCGGCGCGCGACUACCGCCAGGAGUACCGGCACUCGGGCGACUUCCAGAUGCGGGACUUCUCCUCGGACAGGCUCUCGGAGGAGUUCCUGCAGGACUUCCGCCAUGCCGAGGAGUACCGGCCCCGGGAGUACCCCCUCGAGUCCCACUCCAUCGAGUACAGACCUCGCACGUACACGGACGACUACCACCGCUCGGUGGACUACACCUCCUCCAUGCAGGACUAUCCGCUCGAGCGCCGGAUACGAGACUACCUGCGCGAGUUCGGUUCGGGGGACUUCCGCCUGAGGGACUACCAGAACGACUUCCGGUCGCGCGACUACUCCUCGGAGUACACCCGCCUCUACCGGACGGGGGACUACCCGUCGCGGGACUUCCACUCGGACUACACCGCCACCGACUACCACAGCAGGGACUACCCCCUGGAGCGGCGCCUGCGGCUGUUCUCGCCGCACGGCCGCUCGUCGCUCGAGCUGCUGCACGACCGCCGCUCCGAGUACCACCAGCUGCGCUCCGACUUCCGCCCCGACGACUACUCGCGCGUGUACCCGCACAUGUACCGCUCCCGCCGCUACCGCCCCGACGACUACCCCGGCCGGGAGUCGCCGCACGACUUCCGCUCCAGGGAAUUCACGGACGAGUACCGCCCGAGGCUGUCCCCGGUGGACUUCGGCAGGCGGGACUACUCGCCGGACUACCUGCCCAGAGACUAUUCCAGGGACCUGUGCACGUCACACGGCUACUCCAACGAGUUCCGAACCAGAGAAUACUCGGAUGAUUACCCUUAUAGAGAAUACCCUCGAGAUUACCACCCUAGAGUGUACCCCCGUGAGUCCCCCCCAAGGGACUACCCCCACGACUCCCCACCCAGAGACUACCACCGCGACUCCCCCCUUUCAGAAUACCCCCAUGAAUCCCCAGGGAGGGACUACCCCCGGGACUACUCCAACGGAUUCCCCCACGAGCACGACUACCGCCAGCUGCCCUUCCCGGAGACUAACCUGUCCGAGGCUACCAAUUAUAACGAGGACAGCGUGUCUGAGGUCAACCUGUCCGACGGAAACAUUCCCAAGAUGAAACUCGAUGAGAUCAGCUUCCAAGACAUGCAUCGGUCGAGCUCAAAGGAUAUUGACGCUUUACAUGACGAGGUCUUCGAUGACCCUCAGAGCAAAGACACAGAGCAGGAAGAGCCACUGGGUAAUGGCGGCCCGAAAGCCAAGCAUUGGCAGGCGGUGAAAAAGGACAUGCCCAUGUUAAACAAGACACAGAGUUGGAGUGCUGUGGCCAGCUAUGUGGGCACCAUCACUACAGGCGAGAAAGACGAUGACGACCCCCGGUUCAGAAAGGCCGAGAUCGUGUGCAAGGAGCCUCCCGACUGCUUCCCUAAAAAAAUCUUCAACAAGUGUCGCUGCUGCUUUCUCUGCACGCAAACCAAUUUCUACAGAAAGUGGUACAAAAUACGCCAGGCCUGUCUCCAUGUCGUGGACAGCCCAUACUUUGAGUGGUUCAUCCUCAUCAUGAUUUUCGCCUCUUCUGUCACUCUCUGUUUUGAGGAUGUCCACUUAGAUUCAAAAAAAGAGCUUAAGGAGAGACGGGAGGUACUCUCCUACCUGAACCUCGCCUUCGCCAUUCUCUUCACCCUGGAGAUGAUGAUCAAGUGGGUUGCCUUUGGUUUCGUCAAGUACUUCACCUCCGUCUGGACGCUCCUAGACUGUUUCAUUGUCAUGGUGUCACUCUGCAGUCUCUUUGUGGAGCAAGAUAACCUCAUUGCCCUUAGGAGUCUUCGGACACUACGAGCACUGAGGCCCCUUCGGGCUAUUUCACGUUGGGAGGGGAUGAAGAUUGUGGUGAAUGCACUCAUGUAUGCCAUCCCGUCCAUCUUCAAUGUGUUGCUUGUGUGCCUCGUCUUCUGGCUUAUUUUCUCCAUCAUGGGCGUGCAGAUGUUUGGGGGGAAAUUUUACAAGUGUAUUGAUCCCGUUGAUAGAAAAAUCCUCCCAGUUAAGAUUGUAAACAAUCGAAGUGAUUGUGAAAGACUAAACUACAACUGGACCAAUAGCAAAAUAAAUUUUGAUCAUGUGGGUUAUGCCUAUUUAGCCCUGUUUCAAGUGGCAACCUUUGAGGGCUGGAUGGAGGUGAUGGCAGAUGCAGUUGAUUGCCGUGGGAUUGACAUGCAGCCAGAGAGAGAAGCCAACAUUUAUGCCUACAUUUACUUUGUUAUCUUCAUUGUGUGUGGUUCCUUCUUCACACUCAACCUCUUCAUUGGUGUGAUCAUCGACAAUUUCAACGCACUGAAGAAGAAGAUGUAUGAGGGCGGAGUGUUGGAGAUGUUCUUAACGGACUCACAGAAGAAUUACUACACGGCAAUGAAGAAACUUGGCCGCAAAAAGCCGCAGAAAGUCAUCAGAAGGCCAAAGCAUCCAUACCAUGCCAUCUUCUAUGAUAUUGCUGUGUCAAGAAGAUUUGAGAUCUCCAUUUUUGUGCUGAUCUUCCUAAACAUGGUGACAAUGGCCAUUGAGCACUACAACCAGUCUCGGACAGUCGACUUCAUACUUGAUGUCUUCAAUGCACUCUUUACCACAAUCUUUGGAUUAGAAGCCAUAGUCAAGAUCAUUGGCCUGCGCCAUCACUACUUCACGGUACCUUGGAACCUGUUUGACUUUAUCCUGGUGUUUGCAUCCAUCAUGGGCAUACUCCUCCAUGAUGUCCUCACUGACUUCCCCAUCAGCCCAACACUUCUCAGGGUAGUCCGCGUCUUCAGGAUCGGACGCAUUCUACGUCUUAUCAAGCCGACGGUGAACGGCCGAAACUCCUUCUUCGGUCAGGCUGCAAAGGGGAUUAGGAAGUUGCUGUUUGCCCUAAUAGUGUCACUGCCGGCACUGUUCAAUAUCGGUGCAUUGCUGUUUCUCAUCACCUUCAUCUACGCAAUCAUCGGAAUGGCGGUGUUUGGUCACGUGCAGCGGAAGGGUGCUUUAGAUGAUCUGGUCAACUUUGAGACUUUUGGCAGCAGUAUGAUGCUUCUCUUCAGACUGAUCACUUCUGCUGGCUGGAAUGACGUCCUGGACCCUCUCAUGGCUCGACCUCCGGACUGCGACGUCACUUACAUGAACCAGCCCAAUGGCAACUGUGGCCACCCUGUGAUCGCCAUUGUCUUCUUUGUGUCGUUCAUCAUCAUCAACUUUAUGAUUGUGAUUAACAUGUACAUUGCUGUUAUUUUGGAGAACUUUAACCAAGCACAUAAGGAGGAGGAGAUUGGCAUUGUGGAAGAUGACUUGGAGAUGUUUUAUGUUAGAUGGUCCAAGUAUGACCCACAUGCUACACAGUUCAUCAAUUUCUCACAACUCUCCGACUUCAUCUCCAGCCUUGAUGCUCCCUUUGGCAUCCCUAAGCCAAACACUGUUGCCCUUGUGUCCUUUGACCUGCCUAUAGCCAAAGGGGACAAAAUCCACUGCCUGGACAUCUUGCACGCCCUCACCAAGCAUGUGCUGGGACAUGUCGAGGAGACUGAGGAGUUCAAGAGAUUCCCCCCUCAGCUCAAGAUGCAGAUGGAAGAGAAGUUCAAGAAGCAGUUCCCAACUCGCAAGGAGCUUGAGAUUGUAUCCUCCACGCGUCGCUGGAAGAAGAUGGACUCAGCUGCCAAGACCAUCCAGAUGGCCUGGCGGGCCUUCCUCAAGCAUCGGCGAGAGUUGGAAAAGAAGAAUUUACUCCUAGAGGAGGCACAAACACAAACCUCCUCUCCGGGAGGGUCGUCUAUACGCUCUGGUUUCAAGAGGGUAUCAACCCUAUUAGCAGCGGUACCAAUGCCCAUGAGUAUGCCUCGCCGAAGGUCUGUCACCGUCCUCCAGGUGGAUGGGGAAAGAUCUAGGCCUAGCUCACGCCGUGCUUCCCGCUCUUCUGUGAACGAUACGUCUCCCCGUGGGUCUCUCUUCUUCUUCCCCAUCUCACGCCGCGCCUCCAGAGCCUCUGCCACUUCCGCCAACUCAGGAGCAUCAUAUCCAUCACUCGUGUCUGUGCAGAUACACCGCGUUGCUGAUCGGGAGUCUCCUCACGCCACCCAAGGGUCCACAGAAGCCCUGAACACAGAGGCCAGCUGACGCAAGCCUUCUUCGGGCCCACCUUGAUGCCCUCCCUCACUGUAACCGGUGCCCACCCUCCCCAGCUGUAAGCUAACAGCUUCUGAAUGAGUGCUGUUGGCUCAUUACUGAUGGUUGAUAGCCUUCAGUUGAAAGCUGAUGGCCAACAGUUGCCUGGGUUCUGCUCGUCUCACCUGAGCGAGUCUGACCCACAUGCUGCCCGGUCACUCCUGCCUGGCUGGCCUUAGCCCAGUCUAUUCCUCAAAGCCCAACUGUGAGGCUUUAUGCGCUACGAGUACCCAAAGGAGAAGAGAAGGAGCACUUUGGUUGCUCUGACUGUUACAACUUAGUAUUUCCAUACGUUCCUGGAGUCUUUGUCAUGUUUAUCAUUGGCACUUGUCCCAAUUAGAUAUGAAUUUUUUUAAGACCAGUUUAAUGGUGUAUAACUGCAAAGAUAACAAGGAUUUUUUAUUGAUAUUAUUGCUAGUUUACAAUGACAUGUGCCAUUGUUGUUGUAUAUAAAAAGUAUUUUCACCUGUGGAUUAUUUCAUUUCCUGUUAUAAAGAACAUCAUAUGCAAUUUGCUUUUUUCUCUUGCAAAUACCAUAGACUCACUAUAAUGUGCAUAUACAACAAUAGGUUUUCAUAUAGGAAACUAAAUAAAGUUCUAUAGAUUUCAUGAUGGUCUUGAAAAAGAGGACAAUGUAAGUCUACAUAUAUAAUAUAAUCUCUCAGUGUAGUUCAAGUUAGAUAUUUUGUUUUUGUUACUGUAAUACAAAAUUCCCCUGUUAUAGCUGCAUCUCUUUUUCAAGGUCUUAAGGUCACAUAAUCAAUAUUUUUAUGGCAUUAUAGCCUAUCGUUAUCCCUGCACAUGAGCAUGGAACCAUCGCGAAACGAUAUGCAAGUAGAGUUAUUUGCCAGUUUGUUAGCUUUGCUGUAGGGUGCCAAAGAUUUUGUUCAAGCAUUAGACUAAAGAGAAAAAAAAAUAAAAUAAAAAAACAAACCUUCUUGAAAGUCAAGUUUCAUGGCCAGUAAGAUCAGACAAGUUUUUUUUUGUUUUUUGUUUUUUUUUUCUGUUUUACCCAACCAGAUAUUAUGACUUGCUUCUACAAAUAAACUCUUAUUGUUUAAAGUGUUUAUUCAAAUAGAAACUCACCCCAUGAAACUUGACAGACAUGCUCUUAUUUAGCCAACAUUUAGGUUCCUGUACUAGACAAAACGUGCCAAAUAACUGCACCAGCUUUUCAAGGAUCACCUCAACCUAGAAAUUAAUCCUAAUGUACUUAAUAUAAAUGUAUUAUAUUGUAUAUAGUUUUACUUUUCAGAGCAUAAUUGGCAAAUUGUAAUCUAUUUGUACAGUGUUAGGUGACUGCCAAGUUAUCAUGUUGAUGUAUCUUUGAUGUUCUUGUUAUACCACACUUUCUGAUUUGUUGUUUGCCCAAGCAAGGUGACAUAAUAGGAUAUUCUUCAAAGAAACAAGGCAGCUUAUGACAUGAAACUUUAUUUGUUGCAGAACUAUUCCUCAGACUUGUUUAAGAAAGAAAAACAGUCUUUGUAUCCAUGGUACGGUUUUUUGCCCACUUACAUGUUUAUUUAUUGUCUUUUUUCACAAAUAGGGAUGUUCUUCUGCAACAGAGGUAAGUUUCUGUAAUAAGUUUCUUUUAAGAUAACUUAUUAUCCUAGAUUUUAAACUCAGCCAUGAUGCACUGCGUGUAAAGCAUUCACCGGGUAUCAGUUAUCACAGACCUUUUUGUGUGCAAUGUCACGUUUGCAAUACCCAGCAGCACCAUGUUCAUCCUAGCACAUUCUACAUUUGUGUCUCUAAUCAAUUCAAAAACUGACAAUGGAUAUUUUUAACAAGUGUAUUUUAUAUCCCAUUGCACAUGAAAUAUAACAUUGUCACUUUACUAGAGUAGCAUUCUUUUUACCUUGUUCUGAGGAGAAGCAUAUAAUUUUGUGAAUUAAUUAAUUAACCCUCAUUAUAAAUAUUACAUCUACCUGCAAGCCAACAGCUGUAGUCCACCCAAUUCUCAAUAUAAGACAGCCAGUGAUGUUAAUACUGAAAUGAAUAAGUUGUUACUUCAUAUACAGUUUAGUUGUAAAGCUCAUAUCAUUUACCAUUAUGUAGAUUAUAGUAGUUAAAUUAUUAUACUGCAAUCAUAAUUUCCCUUGUAUCUUCAUAAUCUGGCAGAUUGGAAGUAUAUUUGAAUAAGAAAGGAUCUUACCAGUUCUUACGUAGUGAUUGAAUAAGGUUGAUUUACCUUUUGUCUUACUGGCAAAAUAAACUUUAUUGAACUACUACUUCAGCCUCCCAGUAUUCUUGAAGACGUAUGUAUGUACUGUGUGUGUGUGUGUGUGUGUGUGUGUGUGUGUGUGUGUGUGUGUGUGUGUGUGUGUGUGUGUGUGUGUGUGUGUGUGUGUGUGUGUACACGAGAUGGUGUGGAAAACUCCAGAACCUGGUAAAAUUAUGAUUGUAUUAUAAUGACGUAGAGAAGAGCACACCACCUUUACUGUAGGGGAGCAGGCGAGGUGGUGCACAUGGCUGAGUAGUGUGUUGUAUCAAGACACUCGCCAGUCUUGCUCAGUGCUAGACCUCGUACCAUAGGAUUCAACAUUGUAAAUAAGGAGAUUCAUCUCAGGUCUCAGGUCACCAUCACUCAUCAUUGAGUCAUCUCUCAUAACUUCAUGUUAGGAGCAAGUAGAAUCUUCAGGAAUUUCACUUUUGAGGAAUAUGAGAUAUGAAUUUGACAUUGAUGUUGAACAUAAUACUGAUUUGUCUUCACAAUGCAUAUGCCAUUAUUAAACCAUGAAAAAUAUUUCAAUGUUAACUAUUUUUCCUUUUCCUGCCUUUGAUACUGUUAAUAAUGACUAUACAGUGCAUCAUUACAGGGAUAUUAUGUUAUGUAAUUACCAUUUCAGAUCAUAUUUGAGCUGUUACUAAGUUAAGCAAUAGUUUUUCAUCGAAAAUUAUUAUAUUAUACAUUACUGGCACACGAGGAGAUAAAAAAGGGACUUUUAGAGAUUGUGAACAGAAACAAUUAUUGAGCAGUGGGAAUUUAAUAAUUUCAGAGUAAUCUUGUCUAACUUUGAUUAAAGAGAAAAAAAGAGAAAAUUUGAUCUGUUUCAAAUAAAUAAUCCUGAACAGUUUUCAUACUUGUAGCAAUGAGAUUUCCUGUGCUUCGGUAAUUAUAUCUUUCCAUGAGGCUCACAAUUUUUUCUUUAUAAGGGAUGAACAUGAUAUGCUGAAAAAAAAAAAAAGUUUCUUUACAACAAUGAAAUCCUUUUGCAGAGAGGAACACAAGACCCACACAUAAAACAGAAGACUUUGGGGCAUGUAAAGAAUCUUAUUGUCACUGUAGUGUAUCACGGUGCUGUAACCUCUCUGUAAUUUGUGCUUUUAAGACUACUUAUUAUUCAAAAUUAGGGCUAGAAUUCAUGCUUACAUUUGGAGAAGUUUUAUUCACACACUGUAUAUGAGUUCCUGGUACUCAAAAGAAUGUAAUGGAUGGAUCCUAGCCCAAUGGUAAAAUUUUGCAAUUUCGUAUAAGAACUAAAAGAGAAAAAAAAACAAAAAAAACAUGGUUUAUAUAGUAUGUAAGGUACCUACCACGGACCACAUUUUGUACAACUUCUCGGCAAUAAUGCCUAAUGUCUGCUACUGUGCACCUUUUAGAUACCACACCUAACAAUCAAAUGGUAGUUACAGUAGAACAUAAAAACAUAAUAUCAGUGGUAAUGUCCUCUUAGAAUAUCUUAUGAAUUUCUUGUUAUCCGAUCAUUUCCUCAUAAUGAUUUCCAGUGUUCAUAUUUUAGGUCACUAUGUUACCUGUGCAGUAAAACAAGACACUAAUAUUACAAAACAAGACUUUUCAGCUCUUAGGAAAUGGGCCACAUAUGGACGUGCUCCAGAAAACUGUAAAACCUUACCUAUGCAUGUGAUAGAUAGCUACAUAUCGCCUAGUAUAUCUGUAGACGGGCUGAAACAGUGUUGGUGUAAGCUGGGUUACUCAUUGCUAGUGUUUCAGUGAAAAUAAGACAGUGCUGUAAACUGCAGUUUUAAGAAGGGCAGAAAUAUGACGGAUUCUGGAAACGGGAAACUGAAAAUACAUUGCAUGAACAAUAACAAUGCAGUAAGGAGUUUGCAAGAAAAUUGAUAACGAAAAGUUACACAGGGCUGUCUUCGCCUCGAGUGACCCUUUGCUUUUUAGCACAAUCAUAUUUCUGUGAUAACCCGUAGGAACCACUCAUGUGUGGCUUCUUCUGUCCCUCACUCACCCUGUUGUAGUUAUGUGGUGAGACUCCCACAUGUCGGUAUUCUUCCGUGUUAUUUCUUUCCAUGUCGAUGUCCUCUGUGUUGAAACUCUCCAGUGAAUCUCUCAGCUGUUCCUUCAUCCUUUGAAAAAAAAAAAAGCAAAAAAAACAAAACAAAAACGCAAAAAAAAGUAUCUGAUUCUUCCAUCAUCACUUCUGCCUCCUGCAAAAACUCAAUUACUCUCCAACUGGGAUUUUCCAAACAUGGAAACUCAAACAUCUGUGUAUUAUUUCUGAACCAUGGUCUCUACUAAUGGUAAUCAUGCAUUUCUUUGUUUCAUUGUUAAUGGUAACAUUGCAUUUGUGAUUGCCCUAUAUUUUCAACUUCUCUUUGUUCUCUUCUCUUUUCAAUAAUGGUCAUAUUAUAUAUUUGUUAUGUACAUAAUUUUUUCAAAAGUUAUAUAUUCAUAAGCUCACCUUGCCAAUAUCAUUUACAGCUGAUAUAUUGAUUUGUAAUGAAGAAAAAAAUAAGAUAAAAAUAAGAUUAAAUCAUCCAGAUAUUCCAAUACUACUACUUCUUCACAAGGUAAAUAGCCACUCUGCCUUACACAUCUCACAUAUAUAUACACAAAACACUUUUGCUGUUCUCUUCACCUCCCCACAUGCCCAAAUAUUGCUGUUCACCUCACCAAGCCUCCUCCCUGCCUUUUGACUGGUGACAAUGAGAAUGUCACUUCUAUAACCUUCCAUAUAGUGCUCUCAUAUGUUUAGGUAGCAAACUACAACUGUUUGUAAAAGUAAUAUUGUUAUAAUGAAAUGAAUCACAAUAAAAGUUAUGAUGUGUUCA
Penaeus monodon (black tiger shrimp) is the source of this 11313-nucleotide messenger RNA. Its product is annotated as sodium channel protein 60E-like. Gene Ontology annotation, molecular function: voltage-gated sodium channel activity. Lineage: Eukaryota; Metazoa; Arthropoda; Malacostraca; Decapoda; Penaeidae. The record is from RefSeq and is a predicted model, not a curated record. Gene Ontology annotation, biological process: neuronal action potential; membrane depolarization during action potential; sodium ion transmembrane transport. Gene Ontology annotation, cellular component: voltage-gated sodium channel complex; plasma membrane.